This is a messenger RNA of Esox lucius (northern pike), 1626 nucleotides long. It is a transcript of the gene eef1g, whose product is annotated as eukaryotic translation elongation factor 1 gamma. Lineage: Eukaryota; Metazoa; Chordata; Actinopteri; Esociformes; Esocidae. The coding region runs from base 84 to 1418 and encodes 444 amino acids. The transcript has 10 exons. Gene Ontology annotation, biological process: translational elongation. Gene Ontology annotation, cellular component: cytoplasm; nucleus. The record is from RefSeq and is a predicted model, not a curated record. Gene Ontology annotation, molecular function: translation elongation factor activity.
GUUUUAUUUAAGCGACACGCACCUCCCGGCACUAAAUACGUCAACGGUGGGCGCCCUCGUUCUUCCUUUCUCUCGUCCUAAAGAUGGCGGCAGGGACUCUGUACACGUAUCCAGAGAACUGGAGGGCCUUCAAGGCUCAGAUUGCUGCCCAGUACAGUGGUGCUCGCCUAAAGGUGGCCAGCAGUGCCCCUGCCUUCACCUUUGGGCAGACAAACCGUACCCCAGCCUUCCUCAACAACUUCCCCUUGGGCAAGGUUCCAGCCUUCCAGGGAGAUGACGGCUUCUGUCUGUUCGAGAGUAAUGCCAUUGCUCACUACUUGAGCAAUGAGGCCCUGCGUGGCAGCAGUCCCCAGGCUCAGUCCCAGGUUAUCCAGUGGGUGAGCUUUGCUGACUCUGAGAUCAUCCCUCCAGCCUCUGCCUGGGUCUUUCCCACCUUGGGAAUCAUGCAGUUCAACAAACAGGCAACAGAGCAGGCGAAGGAAGAGAUCAAGAAGGUGCUGUCCGUCCUCAACCAGCACCUGAACACCAGAACCUUCCUGGUUGGGGAGCGAGUCAGCCUGGCUGAUAUCAGUGUGGCCUGCAGCAUGCUGUGGCUCUACAAACAGGUUCUCGAGCCUUCCUUCCGGCAGCCUUACCCCAACGUUACCCGCUGGUUCCAGACCUGCGUCAACCAGCCCCAGUUCAAGGCUGUGCUUGGGGAAGUCAAGCUCUGUGAAAAGAUGGCUCAGUUUGAUCCCAAGAAGUUUGCUGACAUGCAGCCCAAGAAAGACACCGCUACCAAGAAAGAUACCCCACCCAAGAAAGAGAAAGCUGCAAAGGAGGCCAGCAAACCUCAGGAGAAGAAGGAGAAGAAAAAAGAGGAGAAGAAAGCAGCCCCGGCUGUGGAGGAGAUGGACGAGUGUGAAGCUGCCCUGGCUUCAGAACCCAAAGCAAAGGACCCCUUCGCUCACCUGCCAAAGAGUCCGUUUGUCUUGGAUGAGUUCAAGAGGAAGUACUCCAACGAGGACACCUUGACCGUAGCCGUGCCUCACUUCUGGGAGCACUUCGACAAGGAGGGGUACUCCAUCUGGUACGGAGAGUACAAAUACCCUGAGGAGCUCACCAUGACCUUCAUGAGCUGCAACCUCAUCAUGGGAAUGUUCCAACGACUUGACAAACUCCGCAAGAACGGUUUUGCCAGCGUGAUACUGUUUGGAGGAAACAACGAUAGUAGCAUCUCUGGGAUCUGGGUCUUCAGAGGGCAGGACCUGGCUUUCACUCUGUCUGACGACUGGCAGAUCGAUUAUGAGUCUUAUUCCUGGCGCAAACUGGACCCAGACACAGAGGAAACAAAGACCAUGGUCAAGGAGUACUUUGCUUGGGAGGGAGAGUUCAAACAUGUGGGCAAACCCUUCAACACGGGCAAGUGCUUCAAGUGAGCAGCGUGGAGGAUGCUGGUGCCAUACCCCAAGCCCUGUUUGUCCCCCCCAUACAUCCACCCCUUAACCUAAGGACAUUCAACCACAAGUACUAAAACUCCACUUGGAGCUCCUCAAACUGAUCUUCAGGUCAGAGUGGAUUGUCUCAAUGGCCCAAAAUAAGUGGUUGUUUUGAGUUGAGAAAUAAAAAAUGUUUUCCACAAUGCCA